Lithohypha guttulata is the source of this 1182-nucleotide messenger RNA. RefSeq lists its product as uncharacterized. The transcript is spliced from 2 exons. The record is from RefSeq and is a predicted model, not a curated record. NCBI's taxonomy places the organism in Eukaryota, Fungi, Ascomycota, Eurotiomycetes, Chaetothyriales, Trichomeriaceae. The coding region runs from base 1 to 1182 and encodes 393 amino acids.
AUGCCUCUCAACACCCUCCGUCUUAACCACCAACCCUCCAGCCACCCCAACGACCGUAUAGUCUUCAUCAAGCCGAUCAAACGACCAGCCCCUCAGAAAGACGACUAUGAUAGAGCUGAGCUAGUCCUCAAGGCCAUAGCAGCACAAUGUCUUCCCAUCAUGAAGUCUCACUAUCUAUCCGUGACCACUCUUGAGGAGUACGAACCAAAUCCCGAGUUCAUUGGUCGCAACUUCAACAACGGUGAAAUCAUCCAGCUAGUCAUUCAGUCCAAAUCUGGUGCAUGGUUACCUCUCAACAUGAUACAAAUGGUUAUGAUGCAUGAGCUGGCUCACAAUACCCACAUGAACCAUGGAAAGGGCUUCUGGGCUGCACGAAAUCUCUAUGCAACUGAAAUGAAGCAGCUGUGGAACAAAGGAUAUACUGGUGAGGGUCUCUGGGGUCAGGGCCGAACGCUAGGCGACAUCGAAAGCGCUAUCGGUGGCAGAAUCUUGAGGACUGAAGAGCUAGGUGGUUUACUGCUGUGUGGCGGCACUUUUCGCAGUCGGCGCAAGAAACGCAAGGCCAAAGGUGAUGGUGGCCAGGAACUCACCUGGAAAGAGAAAAAAGAGAAGCGAAUUGAGAAGAAGUUUGGCAAGAACGGCAGUGCUUUGGGCGAGGAUGAGGACAAGAGAUUGAGCUUACAGAUCAACAACAAGAUCAAGGGCUCGCUAGGCACAAAGCCAAGAGUCGCACAGAGCAAACGUGGUCGUGAGCUGAGAGCUGCUGCUGCCUUGGCUCGCUUUUCAACUAACAAGCAGGAAGUCACCCAGCUCGAGGCCGAACAGGACUCGACCAAGCAUGAAGAUUCUGCUGCCGAGACAGAGAGUGAGUAUGAAGAGGUCGAUAUGGAUGCAGGUCAAGAGGAUGCAAAGGACCAAAAUGGAAAGAAGAUACUCGAUGGCAAGGGCCUAUGUAUGAUCAAGGUUUGUGAUGACGAGACUGGAGACAAUACCGACCUGCGAAAUGAAAUGAAAGAGCUCGCCAACAUGACUGCUCCUCUAGAAGAGAAGACUACCAGCACGAGUUCCACUGUCAAGGUUCAGAAAUCGACUAGACCCAGCAAUAAAAGGCAACAUGUCGAAUUUUCUACAUUUGUGGACUCAGGCAAACUAGUUCCGGAAGCAACAAAAGAGCACCUGUAA